UUGUCAGAUUUAAUGCUAAAUCAUAAUUGUUAUUCAUGUGACAAAUUUUAGAAAAAAAAGUUCUUCAGUAUGUAACGACGCACAGAUGUAACAGUCUCUCUGCACUUGUAAUGUAAUUUAUGCAGUCCUUGAUGCGCAUUUUAAUUAUGUAAUUCAUUGAUGCAAAAGAAACCGAGUCAUUCUAUAUCGGACUUGCAGAUUCGCUGCAGAGGAAUGGGAGGUUAUCUAUGCUUGUGACACACGAUUGUGCCAAAGGUUUGGAUUUGUGAUGUGUAUGUUAGGUGAUACACCGUGCUGACUCGUUUAUUUCAGUUUCGAAUUUUUAAAAUUGUUGUUUUGAAGAUCUUCGACAAAACUUAAACAAUAUGACAAUGAGUUGUAUAUUAGCUUUAGAGGAGAACACUGAAGACGUGUACCUAGAAACCACUUCAUUGUUGCUGAAACUUGUUGAUAAUGUCUUAAGAAAUCCAUCAAAUCCAAAAUAUAGGAGUAUCAGACUUGGUAAUCCAACAAUUGCAAAUAAACUUUUACCUGCAGUUGGUGCAAUGGAAUGUUUAUUUGAAAUGGGGUUUCAAGAAGGUGAAGACAGUUUGGUAUUACCAGAUAGUAUAUCAUUAGAAAAUCUUAGGCGUAUAAGGGAUGAGAUUUCUACUAGAAGAAACAACUAUAAGACAAUGCCAGCAACGUCUGCCGCAUCAUCUGAGCCACCAAAGAAAGAUGCAUCAUGUAAAUCUCCAUCAUCUACAAUUUCUACAAGUGUGCCUUAUCACACAGAACAAAAACAACUAUUGACACACCAGAAACCAUUUCUUCAGAGAGUCACAAGCCAUUUUCGAGCUGUUUUAAGAUAUGAAGAUAAAGAACUGCAGUCCAAGGCGCUGGAGUUUAUUCCUCUGAAAGACUUUGAAUUAGCAGCAGAAAAUAACAUGCGAAACUUGCAGAGAGCCAUAAAAAGUGGUUGCACUAAUGAGCAAGAAGUUGAUAUUCAAGAAUUCAUUUUAAUGGAGUUAUUGUCCUGGUUUAAGAACUCCUUUUUCAGUUGGGUUGAUUCUCCAGAAUGUACACUGUGUAAAGGAACUACAAAGUUUGCAGGACAUAGUUCCAAUUCUGUAACAGCAGGAGAGGCAUAUAGGAUUGAGGUAUAUUCCUGCAACACAUGCCAGGAGAAAACGUUGUUUCCCCGAUACAAUGACCCUGAGAAGUUACUGGAAACUCGUAAAGGUCGAUGUGGGGAGUGGGCCAAUUGUUUCACAUUGAUGUGCCGUGCACUUGGCUGGGAGACUCGUUACAUUGCUGAUGAGACAGAUCAUGUGUGGACAGAGGUUUAUUCAGGCACACAGAAGAGAUGGAUGCACUGUGAUCCCUGUGAAAAUGUAUUUGACACCCCUCUUAUGUAUGAAAUUGGCUGGGGCAAAAAGCUGUCAUAUGUGAUGGCAUACUCACGAGAUGAGGUUCAGGAUGUUACAUGGCGAUACUCAUGUAGACAUAAUGAAUUGUUGAGUCGCAGGAAUGAAUGCACUGAAAAGGAACUGCUCGAUGCUAUCAUACAGCUUAGACAAGAAAGACAGCAAGACAUGUCCACUUCCAGAAAACUCUACCUCAAUAAACGGCUCUUAGCAGAACUUGUUGAAUUUAUGACGCCUCGUCAACCUACUGAAGGAGAAAGGAAGGGACGCAGCUCAGGAUCCUUGGCAUGGAGGCUGGCCCGAGGAGAAACAGAUGUGGCACCAAAAUGUAUAAAUCCCUUUGUGUGGAAGCCAACACAGUCAGAGCUUAAAGCAGGCCAGAUGCAUAUCCAGUAUUCAACAUCAAGAAACAAAUAUGUGAGAAGUGUCGGGAUGGAGGAAUUAGAAGGCUGGGAAAAUGGAACUUUUCAUGUGAAAUAUGUCUUCAGGAAGGAAGAGAAAGAUUGGAAAAUGACUUACUUAUCAAGAACUAAGGACAGUGACGAGGGUAUAGUAACAUGGAAAUUUGAUUUGACAGAUAGUGGUGUAGUUGUAGACAGUGUGCGUAUCCAGUGUUCUACUUGGUUGCGUGACACAGGUCGAGUACUACUGAAAAUGUGCGCAUUGGAAAUGUGUACUCUUGUUCCAGGAGACAGCAAGGUGUUUGAAACAACUGAUUUCCAAGGUUGCUCUCAGCUGGAGUUCACUGCACAGCUGAGAGGUGGAACAGGUGAAUGUGCAUGGCAGCAUGCACAGCUGUUCCGCCAAAAUAUUAAUGACAAGGAUUAUCCACUAGACGUCAUAAUCAGACUUAAAAAACAGCCAUGAUUUUUUGGUGUGACCAGACUGCUAUAAAGGUCACGGUAUUAAAAUGUUCAAUAAGCAUAAUUAUUAUGUUGCUUCACAGUAUAGAAUCAGAAAAAUGAAAAUUUAGCCUUAUAAGUAAGAUUGAAUCAGAAUAGUGAAUGCAGUUCCCACUACGUCGAGGAUAAGUAUGUUAUCAAAUACAGGAAAUUACUGCGUCCUUCAACAUAAAAGAUUUUAUUGUACAAUAAAUGUUAUUUUGAAAAAAGCAUAAAAAUUAUGUAUGAGACAUGUCUACCCAGCAUCCAUUCCAGCAUAUACUGGGAGCUGUCUUUCUGGGACUUCGGAGCCUGAAUAUUUUCAUUUACCUCUAUAGAAUGCUGAAGGUCUAUAAUGUGUAGAGCUUCAUAUAGUGAUGCUUGGUUAAGGGAUAACCAUUCCUCACUAAAAUAUUCUAUUAAAUACUUAAAGACUACUGAAGAUAUUGUUUAUCAAUGAAAAUUUCACCAGUUUCCACAGACUCAGAAAGAAACAGCUUUGUCAUAUUGGAGAAUUUAUGUUUGGAAGAAUCACAUAAUGUAAAAUUAUUUUCCUGAAAUCUUGUACAAUCAAUGUACAGAAUCAAGCAAAGACAAAGUGAAAGUGGUAUUGAGAAAAUGAAAAAUAAAAUGAGAUAUAUCACGUCUGUAAUAGAAACUCAGUUUAAUUUAAAAAUACAUAGCUGUAAACAUUCCCAUCUUGUUCGAACAUGUAUGUCAAUCAGUGGAAUGUUCUUUGUAUGCAAAUUAUUUAUUUGUAUUUCAUAUGUAAACUAUCUCAAACAUAACAUCAAUAAACAUAUUGGACAUUAGAAGAACACUAUUUUACAUACAUUCUUAACUAAUGCUGUUAUAUACCAUUUACACACAUAAUGGACUCUGUUCAAUUUUCAGGCCCAGUAUUUAAGUGCCUAGCCUGUAUCUAAUAAAAAUGCAAAAUGAA
This is a messenger RNA of Zootermopsis nevadensis, 3230 nucleotides long. It is a transcript of the gene Pngl, whose product is annotated as N-glycanase Pngl. The record is from RefSeq and is a predicted model, not a curated record. Gene Ontology annotation, molecular function: peptide-N4-(N-acetyl-beta-glucosaminyl)asparagine amidase activity. Gene Ontology annotation, biological process: glycoprotein catabolic process; protein deglycosylation. Gene Ontology annotation, cellular component: cytoplasm; cytosol; nucleus. Lineage: Eukaryota; Metazoa; Arthropoda; Insecta; Blattodea; Termopsidae.